ACUAGCUAAAACCCACCUCCAAAACCAGGUUCUAGCACUCUCUAGCUAGCUAAGCCAUUAGCUAUACCUAUUCCCUUUCUCUCUAUCUCCUCUUCCUCUUCUCAUAUUCCUCUCUCUUCUCUUCACCACUCACUAACUCAGCUCCAAAUUAAUAUAUCAGUUUACUCUUUUUUCUUUUGUCCACUAGUAAUUCAUGAUUUGUUUCUCUCCCCCAUUUUUAGCCAGAGACUGUCUCCUCUUUCUUACAUCCUCUUAGUUUGGCUUUAAUCUGCUAUGGAAACGGAAGGUGCUGUUUGCUACUGUUUAAGCUCAUGAGCAAGAUUCUCAAAGGGAAGUCGGCGUGUUCAUCCUGCUGCUGUUUCCUUCUUUCUUUCUCGAUUUCUAUUUCUAGUGGGAUCCAAAAGGAAGAAAGAAAAAAUAGGUUUACUUCUCUACUAGCUUUGUCUCAUCUUCUAUUAUUAAUUUUCCAACCAUCAUUUUCCUUCUUGGGAAGUCUUUGAGUGGUGACCCCCUUUCACUCCCUCCCUCCUCCCCCCUCUAUGUGUAUCUCUUUCAAAUGAUAGAGAUAUGUUGAGUCUAUAGAGAAAAGGUGGUUUGAUUUGCUUAGAUUGGUUUCCAACUUUCUGGGUGCAGUACACUAGUAUUUGCUUGUUCUUUCUCUUUCCUUCUAAGUUGAGAUCAGCUGAUGAUAUAUGUACAUAUAUAUGGAUAUGUAUAUUCAAAGUUGAGGUGGCUGAUGGCCUUUUAAUUGGCACUUUGUUCUUUGAUCAAAAGGAUUUAAUAUUAGCCCUAGGAGGAGGACCCAUAUCCCAGAGUUCAAACUUUCUUUCCCCUCUUCUCUCCCCUCUCCAUUUUGUUUGCUUCACUAAAAGCUAGAGAGCAUAAUUGUCAAAAAAUUAAACUCCUAGGUAUUUGAGGAGCCAAAAACUAACCACUUUUUAGUUCUAAUCAUUCAAGUUCAAACCGAGCCUCCUAAUUCUCUCUCUUGUUCCUUCUCUUUUGGUCUCCAAUUACCAAACAAACAAGACCCAAAUCAUUAAAAUAAUACCUAGAGGAAAAAGAGAAAGAUCUAGCUAGGACUGAUUAUAUAAUGGAACUUUCAAGUCAAGAAGCUGGGGAGAUCCCAAUCCCAAUAAAUAGUUCCUAUGGUGGUGGGCAUGGGCAUGGGCACAUGAUCCAUCAUAAUCAUCAUCAUCAUGACCCUGCAGCAGCAGCAACAGUAGUGCCCCACAACCAUUCCAAUUUGAUUCCCUCCUCAGCAGUGCCCCAAAAUCAAAACCCCUCCAACACUAAUGGCUCUUCCAUGCCCACAAGCCUAGAUCAUCAUCACCAUCACCCCCAUUCUCAUCCUCAUCAUGAGGAGGAGGAGCAUGUGAACAUUGUGCCCUACAGCUGUAAGAAAGGGGGGGUGAGGUACAAAGAGUGUCUCAAGAACCAUGCAGCAGCCAUGGGAGGGACUGCAACUGAUGGGUGUGGUGAAUUCAUGCCCAGUGGAGAAGAAGGCACCAUUGAAGCUCUCAACUGCUCAGCCUGCAACUGUCACAGAAACUUCCACAGAAAAGAAGUAGAAGGUGAGCAGCAGCCCUUCCCCUCCUCUUGGGAUCAUAACUUUCAUCAUACUAUCAACAGGGUUGGCGUUGGAAGCAGGAAGUUCCUAUUAGGCCCUGGCCAUCACAAGAAUUUAAUAGCAGCCCCCCAAGAGGGUUUAGGGUACCAUACAAUGCCCUCAUCAAGAGCAGCAGCACCCCACCAGAUGAUAAUGUCUUACAACAUGGGAAUGGGAAUGGGGAUGGGGAUGGGGGCCCUCCCUUCAGAGUCUGAUGAACAGGAGCAGCAUGAUGGUGGUGGGGCUGUGGGCAGGCCAGCAGCAGCACAGCUAGCAAAGAAAAGGUUCAGGACCAAGUUUACACAGGAGCAGAAGGAAAAAAUGUUCAACUUUGCAGAGAAAGUUGGGUGGAAGAUUCAGAAGCAAGAAGACUCUGUGGUACAAAACUUCUGCCAAGAGAUUGGGGUCAAGAGAAGAGUUCUUAAGGUUUGGAUGCACAACAACAAACACAAUCUUGCCAAGAAGAAUACCCCACCACCCCCACCCCCACCCCCACCUGCUUAAUAUCAAUUAAAAAAUUAAUUACCAUCUCUCUCAUCAUCCUCUUUCGGUUUGUGCUUAACUCUACCAGUAGCUAGCUUAUAUUACUGAUUAUCAUAUUUAAUUUACCCUGUCUUUUUCUCUUUUAUUUUAUAAUUUUGUCCUCUUUGAUAUUUUU
Molecule: messenger RNA, 2264 nt
Organism: Prunus dulcis (almond)
Lineage: Eukaryota; Viridiplantae; Streptophyta; Magnoliopsida; Rosales; Rosaceae
Product: zinc-finger homeodomain protein 4-like
Exons: 1
Coding region: 1091-2110 (339 amino acids)
Biological process (GO): regulation of developmental process; regulation of DNA-templated transcription
Cellular component (GO): nucleus
Molecular function (GO): transcription cis-regulatory region binding; DNA-binding transcription factor activity
Source: RefSeq, a predicted model, not a curated record